AUGGUACACAAAGGGAUGUCCAAGCACUAUUGGAAUCUGGGCAGUCUUAUUCCUUGGACUGUAUAUCAUUACAUACUCACCAGGAAUGGGAACUGUACCGUGGAUUGUAAAUUCUUAAAUCUAUCCAUUGAAGUACAGAAGCAACAGUGUAGGAAUUGCUGCAGUCGCAAACUGGACAUCAAAUCUGAUAGUGAGCCAGACAUUUUUAACAUAACUGAAGCUCUUGGCUCUGCUGGUACCUUCCUAUUGUUUGCCGGGUUCUCCUCCAUUGGACUAGUUGCUAUUUUCAUCCUUGUACCUGAAACCAAAGGAAUGCAGUUCGAGGAAGUGGAAAAGCUGUUACAGAAAGGAUACUCACCAUUUAGGAAACAGAAUAGUGAUGACGACGAAAACACCAAGUAA
Messenger RNA from Fraxinus pennsylvanica, 402 nucleotides. The record is from the annotation of a GenBank genome assembly. Lineage: Eukaryota; Viridiplantae; Streptophyta; Magnoliopsida; Lamiales; Oleaceae.